AUGUCUCUGCGCACACAUCAGCGCAAGUCGUACUGGCGGGACCCGACCAAGGAGGACCUCUUUCGCGAGGCGUUUGGCCUGCCAGAUGAAGAGCAGCCUCUUGGAGAAGUGCACGCUGUGCUGGCAAUGGCCGGGCACGAGGAUGCCUACUCCGGCAAACUGUACCUGUCGACGUCCUACCUGACCUUCACUUCGCUCGACCGGAGAUCUUGCCGCCUUACGCUACCUCUGGCGACUGUACGGCGAGUCGAGAAGUUGGCGCCUGGCCAGGAAGGAACCGCUGUCGGCGCAUUCGCUCUUGGCUUGACUCUGUUUCACGGUCUGCGUAUCAUCGUCCAACUCAACUCGCUUCGUCCAACGAACGAUGCCUUCUGCGCCAACCUGCGGGUCCGCCUGAAAGCCAGCCUGCCGCUCAUGAAGGCACUCAAACCGUUCGCCAACACGUUCUUCUCGGAGUGGUUUCUCUCGCCGGAUCGGGAGGACGAGGAGCGGCCGAAGAAGGACGAGGAGAGCAAGGUUGCCGAGUUGAUCUCGUUCGACGAGAAGGGCAAGGGCAAAGAGGAUGACGAGCCAUGGACGACCGAAUCGGGCAUCGACGGGCGCUUCCACGCCGGUCUUGGCAUGAUCUUCAAGUACCCGGGUGACCCUCGGAAACUGCGCGAGAAAUCGAAGAUGAAGCUCUGGCGGCAGUAUCUCCAAGACUACGGCCGCAACCUCACCCUCAUCCGAUACCCGUCCUUCACCCGGCUCGUCCUCGUCGGCCUUCCAAAUCGACUGCGAGGCGAGAUGUGGGAGCUCACGUGCGGCUCGAUGUUCAUGCGGCUUCAGAACCCGGGCAUGUACGAGCAGAUCUUGAAGGACAACGAGGGGCGGCGAAGCGCGAGUACCGACGACAUCGAGAAGGACCUGCACCGAUCAUUACCUGAGUAUCCCGCGUAUCAGGACGUAAAGGGCAUCGACACCAUGCGGCGAGUACUGACAGCGUACGCGUGGAGCAACCCUGCGCUCGGAUAUUGUCAGGCCAUGAACCUCGUCACCGCGUCCUUCCUCAUCUACAUGUCCGAAGAGCAAUGCUUUUGGUGCUUGUCGGUGCUCUGCGACCGCCUUCUUCCCGGCUACUACAGCCCCUCAAUGUACGGCACCGUACUCGACCAGCGAGUCUUCGAGCACCUCGUUCAGCGAUGCUUGCCGUCCCUGCACGACCACUUCGUCCAGGCCGAUAUUCAGCUUUCUGUCGCGUCUCUGCCUUGGUUCCUCUCCCUCUACAUCUCGUCCAUGCCGAUGGUCUUCGCCUUCCGCAUCAUCGACUGCUUCUUCCUCAUGGGCCCAAAAGUCCUCUUCCAGGUCGGUCUCGCCAUCCUCAAGCUCAACGGAGCCGCCCUCCUCGAGACAACCGAUGAUGGCGCGUUCAUCAACGUCCUGAAGUCCUUCUUUGCCACGCUUGGCGAAUCCGCGCAUCCCGACUCGCACGAUCCGCGACAACGGCAGGUCACCAAGUUCCAGGAACUGUUCGUCGUCGCUUUCCGCGAGUUUUCGAUCAUCACAGACGACACCAUUGCAUCGGAGCGCAAGCGCUUCCGGUCCGAGGUUCUCGUCUCCAUCGAGACUUUCGCCAAGCGCACGGCGAUCCGCAACCUGCAGACGACCGGUCGCCUCAACCAGGCGCAGCUCGGCUUGGCGUACGACCACUUCCAGCUCGCCGUCUUGCAGAUGAAGGAGCGGGAGCGGCAGGACAAGGCGGCGAACGGCUCGCGCAGUCGCUCAUCGUCGACAGUUGGCCGCUCGCCUGCGCAGUCGCCGCGACCUGACGGCGGCGCAUCAUCGCUAUCCAGCGGGUCGAAGCCGCCAAAGGAGGAGACCAAGCCUGAGGACCGCCUCGACCGGACAGCCUUCGGCCGGUUCAUGGCUGACGUCGCGACCUGGGCAAGGAACGAGAAGCUCGUCAAGAACGGCUUGCUGUCGCACAUCGAGCGCGAGCCGGCCGACCACGCCUUGAUCGACAAGGUCUUCCUGGCAUGGGACGUCACGCACGCCGGGUCGCUGUCGUUCCAGGACGUCAUCUCCGGCCUCGACACCGUUCUCUUCAACGACUUGAUGCUCAAUGUCAGCUGGCUUUUCAGCCUCUACGACGCGGACAAGGACGGCUACUUGACGAAGGACGAGGUUCUGCAAGUGUCCGAAGCGCUUCUCUUCAUCUUCCGCAAUGAGCCCGGCGACCGGUACCUCGGCAGUAUCUCCAACAUGCUCCAGAACCUGUUCGAGUACGGCGAGAGCACCAAGCCGCCAGCAAAGCCGCAAGACGGAACUCAGCCUGCCGACUCGCCCGAGAUCCAGUCGACGGAGUGGGCCGACAACGACCCCAACCGACCAUUCCUCUCGCACGCCACCUUCCGCAUGUGCAUCCUCGCUGAUGCAUUGCUCGAGGACUUCUUCGACUCGGACUUGACGAACAGCUGGCGGCUUGAAGUGCUCGUCCCGGAGGAGAAGCCGAAACCGCAGACGCUCGCUGGCGGAUGGUGGGGAGGACUGGUCAGCGCCAUCGUUACUGACGAGAAUAAGGAGCGCUUCAACCGGCUCGCAGAUGAGGUUGGCAAGCGACUUGACAUCCAGACAGUCGAGCAGCGCCCGAGCAUCGGCAAGCUCGACGCCGCAGCCGCCGCCAUCGAGCCUACCGCACGCGACUCGCUCUUCUCCACUUCCAGCAAUCGUAAAAAGGCGCCUCUCCCGCCCGCUUCCGACCAGUCAGCGGUCAACCCUCUCUCGGCAGCAGCAAUGCGCAUGCCUGCAUAUCCGACCCAGGAGAACCCGUGGGCGGAUGCGGCGAGCGAAAAGGGAGAGUUGUCGUCUUCGGCGCCCAAGCACGACAUCGACGUCCAGGCUCUCGCGCAGCAGGCGAUGCAGCGACCGCAGUUCGCCGUCGACGAAGCGACGGAAGGAGGCGAAGGAGAGGAUAUGUACGGCGGAGAGGGCGAGGAGGGCCUGCUCGGGCAGGUCGACGCGAUGUUGCAGGCCGACGACGCGAGUAGACACGACGAAGAUUUGCUGUAG
Rhodotorula toruloides NP11 is the source of this 3048-nucleotide messenger RNA. RefSeq names its product GTPase activating protein. The record is from RefSeq and is a predicted model, not a curated record. Gene Ontology annotation, molecular function: calcium ion binding. Lineage: Eukaryota; Fungi; Basidiomycota; Microbotryomycetes; Sporidiobolales; Sporidiobolaceae. The transcript has 18 exons. Bases 1 to 3048 code for a protein of 1015 amino acids.